GGCAAAUCUGUCUGAUGCGAACUUUCUAAACUUCAAGGAGGACAAAUGGCUGAGAAACAGACCAAAAGAAAAAGGUGGAGAUUCUCACAAACUGCCUAUGCUCUGUGAAAGAUGAAGUGUAGACAACUCUUGGCUCUCUUUCUGGCUGUGGUGGGCCUGUGUGGUACUAUCCUGAUAUGUGCCUUGCCUAUGUGGAAAGUGACGGCCUUCGUGGGAGCAAACAUCGUGACAGCACAGGUUUUCUGGGAAGGCUUGUGGAUGAACUGUGUUCUGCAGAGCACUGGUCAGAUGCAGUGCAAAGCAUAUGACUCCAUCCUGGCUCUGACUAAAGAUCUGCAAGGGGCUCGAGCUUUGAUCUGUGCUUCUAUUGGUGUCAGCGUGGUUGCCACUGGAUUGACAGUUGUUGGGGCAGAGUGCACAAACUUCUACAGAGAGGAGCAGUUUAAAAAGGCCAAAAUUGGAAUAACAGCUGGGGCAUUCUACAUAGUUGCAGGUGUAAUGUGCCUCAUUGCUGUUAGCUGGUCGGCAUAUGUCAUCAUUGUGGGAUUUUUUAAUCCUCUAGCAAUAGAGGAGAGAAAAGGAGAGCUGGGAGCUUCAGUCUAUGUAGGAUGGGUUGCUGGUGUUCUGCUUGUUGUAGGUGGUGGCUUGCUCAUCAGCACAUACUCCAACCGAUGUUGACCACAUCUGUGGGUUAAACAUCAAGUGAUUCAAGAGUGAUAUACAUACAUUUUCUGAAGAUCCUUGUUGGAUUGUUUCCAAAAAAAUGGGAGGGUCUUCUUUUUGCAUGGAGAUGAAAGGCCUCCCUGCCUUAACUGCAUCUAUUCAGAACAGCCAAGAAUUUAAGGACUGUUUCAUGUAUGGACAAUAUAAAAGUAUAUUGUGAAUCAACCUUUGAUUAUUUCAGCCUCUGACAUAUGAUAUAUGGCAACAAAAUAAAACUGUAGCAGAAAUGCCACCAGUUUCAAAUGGCACAGCAUCAGCUACGUGGACUAAUAGUUAUUUAUCCAAUUACAUGGAUACUGAUACAGUUUUAUAUGUGAAAAUGUCACAUGUAAAAAUAUGUGAAGCGAACAGCACCAAUUACCAGCAUGAAUCAAAGCCCUGUUGGACAUUUGACAGUUUCCUGUUACAAAGAUCACCGCAGUAUGUUCCAUUUCUGUGCACAUUAGCAGAAAGAUUAUUACUGUUUGAAAUGAUCAAUAAAAAGUAAUUUAUGGUGUAUAUAAUAAAACUGAA
This is a messenger RNA of Xyrauchen texanus (razorback sucker), 1236 nucleotides long. It is a transcript of the gene cldn28, whose product is annotated as claudin-like protein ZF-A89. Gene Ontology annotation, biological process: cell adhesion; bicellular tight junction assembly. Gene Ontology annotation, molecular function: structural molecule activity. Gene Ontology annotation, cellular component: plasma membrane; bicellular tight junction. Bases 112 to 678 code for a protein of 188 amino acids. The transcript is spliced from 2 exons. The record is from RefSeq and is a predicted model, not a curated record. NCBI's taxonomy places the organism in Eukaryota, Metazoa, Chordata, Actinopteri, Cypriniformes, Catostomidae.